CUACUCAGCCCUCCACCCCCUAUCUCUCUACAGGACUGCCAGCCCGUCUAGAGUUAUUCCAGGAAUGCGUUGAACAUGGCUGCCGCGAUGAAGGAGCAGAAAACGGGACUGCUAGAACUUCGUGUGACCGUGGACCGCUGGAUCCGGGUGUUGGCCACGCUUACCGAGGACACGCUCACGGUAAAUCCUGGCGAGGUUCCCGAGGAGCCCACGAAGCCCAGUCCCGCCGGUGCUAUCAACGGAGACCCCCCGAACCUCAGCUCGUCCCCGGUCCCGGAAACCAUCACCAACGUGAAACGCACUGUGCGAGUUACCAAGCAAGAUGUUGGAGGACUCGGAAUCAGUAUCAAAGGAGGGAGGGAGAACAAGAUGCCAAUCCUCAUCUCCAAGAUUUUUAAGGGUCUGGCUGCUGACCAGACUGAGGCGCUUUAUGUUGGUGACGCCAUACUGUCUGUCAAUGGUUAUGACUUACGGGAGGCCACACAUGAUGAAGCUGUGCAAGCGCUGAAGAAAACUGGCAAAGAAGUCAUCCUUGAAGUGAAGUACAUCAAGGAGAUGUCGGCCUUCUUUAAAAGCUCGGGGUCCCCUGGGGCCGCCCUCCCAUGGGACUCUCCCCCCUCCACACCUCAGAGGGGCACUGAGCUCUCCCCUGAGGUGAAGGAGCCUCGCAGCAUCCCGCUGAAGAUGUGUCAGGUGUCACGAAAACAGUGCCCUCCGGACACAGAAAACAGGUAUUUCGAGGUAAUUUCAUCCAACAGAAAGAACUCUGUGUUCCUGCGGGCAAGAGACCCGGCCAUGGCCCAGUCCUGGUACAAUGGAAUCCAGGCUGGCGCUGCCAACCUUUUACCACGAGUGAAGGAGGAGAUGAAGAGUAUGCAGCCUGGCAUGGAGGUGAAACAUCUGGGCUGGAUUACAGAGCAGGUGGCUCAUGGUCCAGAAAGACCAGUACUGGCUGUGUUGACUGACAAAGACCUGCUCCUGUAUCCCUCCUUGCCUGAGAGCAAAGAGAGCCUCAGCAGCCCCACCAAGAGUCACCCGCUCAUCACUACCAGACUGGUCCACUCUGGCCCUGGAAAAAGUUCUCCUCUCUUAGACUCAGAGCUGUCAUUUGGCCUGCGUUCGGGCACCAAGCAAGGUGUGGAGACCCACGUGUUCAGGGUGGAUUCUGCCAAGGAGCUGUCCACCUGGACUCAUCUGCUGGUGGAGGGCUGCCACAAUGCUGCUGAGCUCAUUAAAGAGGUCACCACAGCCUGUAGUUGGAAUGGAAAGGAGUGUACCCUGGGAGUGCACAUCGAUGAUGGCUUCACGUUAUUCACAGAAGAGAUGGGUGUCAGGAAAAGUAUUCUCCUCCAGCAGCCCUUCGAGCGCCUAAGAAUGUCCUCAGAUGAUGGAGUUCGCAUGAUGUUCCUUGACUUCGGAGGCCCUGAGGCUGAGAUUCAACUGGACCUCCACUGUUGCCCUAAGACCAUAGUCUUCAUCAUCCACUCUUUCCUAUCUGCAAAAGUCAAGCGACUUGGCCUCCUGGCAUGAUAAUGGCCAACUUUCCGGAACAUCAACAAUAGGAAUAUUCAAUAAAACACACAGCCCAGAGGACUGAAACACACCAGACGAUGGGGCCCAGGAAAAGAUUCUCACUAACCACUUCUUUACAGAUUUCCUGGGCCUCUAAAUGUAUCAUCUCUGGUCAGGCGUCUCCUGGUCUAGUGGAAUGAAGAGAAAACUGCAGCAUUGAUGGACCUUUGUUGAACUUGUAGUUGUAUGGUAAGAGAGGCUUUACAGAUGGCAUAAAUCAGCAGCCACUUAAGGGAUCUGACAUCUGUUGAAUCUGUCAUGGUAGGUCAUGACACUUUGUGAUGGCAAACUGUAUGAUUAUGACAGCUUGCAUCUUAAUGUUUUUUCAACCAUUUGAUUUUAUUUUUCGUCCCAUUGUUCAGUUUUGUUUUGUUAGAUGAGUCACAGUGGGCCUUUGUCAUGAGCAUUCUUUCAUCUUUCAAUCUUUGCUUUAUGUGCCAUGAACAGUCAUAAAAAAGUUAUUACACAAAUGUCCUGAUUGAUGUUGGACAAGCAUUUCUUUCUGAAGGCAGCUUCAGCGGAGUGACAGGAUGACAUGACUGAUCACUACAUGAUCAACAGUCUGUACUGAACAAUGUACAGAAUACGACUGUAACAAUAUGCUGUUUAUGUGGAUGCUUGAGUUGCCUCUACCCUGAAUGUUCAUGAAAGAAGCUUCAUGCUUUUUGUUAAGACAAUUUGCAAAUGGCAAAUCAAAUAUAUCUUUCAUUGUAGCUGAACAACUCCUUAUUUUAUAUUCCUCUCUGUUUCUCUCCUUCCCCUGUUUUAAGCAUGCUUAUAAUCCAUGGCCUAACAAAGAGAAAGGACUAACAGAUUUGAUAUUAUAAGUCUUUUUUUUUUUUUAUUGUGUUUUAGCUUAACCAAUAAAUUAGAUAAAACCUUGUGUCUGGAUGGCCUUAGUCAGACAGUGUGACUCUGCAGUUUAAUUCGAUUUCAGCCCAUGUAAAGUAGAAAACAAGAGCUCUUGAGUUUAUGGAUUCUUAUCAACAAAGGUUGUCACAUCAUCAUUUAUUGAUUGAUGGCAAACAGUUGGCUGAAAGAGUGCCAGUCCAGCUAAGCAUCUUCUGUAUGGAUAAGCUUUCAAGUAAAAUACUGAGUUUAGCUCCUAAAUAAACCUAUUUUAUAGUGCUAUGUGUUUUUCUUUGUAACUUAGUCACCAGAGAGGAGAAACAGGCUUCAUCCUAGACCACUGCGGGUGCAUUUUACACAAUGUGUCCAACAUUUAAUUAAGUUAAUAUAAAUACCAUAUGAAAGAUGUUAAGCUGUUUACAUCAUGAAGUGUUUGAUCUUUUUUCUUUAUUAUUUGUGUCAGCUGAAUAUCCACAACUUGGGGCCUUCUCUCUCUGUCCAACACUAAACAGACUUGUAUUAAUAUAUAUUUCAAAACUAAAACAUGUUUGCUUUCAAGAAUAAAAUGUAUUGUAUAUUCUUAUUUAAACAAAGGUGUGCCUUGCAGGGUUGUUUGUAUA
This is a messenger RNA of Seriola dumerili (greater amberjack), 3041 nucleotides long. RefSeq names its product syntrophin alpha 1 (gene snta1). Gene Ontology annotation, molecular function: protein binding; structural molecule activity. Lineage: Eukaryota; Metazoa; Chordata; Actinopteri; Carangiformes; Carangidae. The record is from RefSeq and is a predicted model, not a curated record. The transcript is spliced from 8 exons. Gene Ontology annotation, cellular component: sarcolemma; intracellular anatomical structure; neuromuscular junction. The coding region runs from base 76 to 1530 and encodes 484 amino acids.